Molecule: messenger RNA, 1901 nt
Organism: Magallana angulata
Lineage: Eukaryota; Metazoa; Mollusca; Bivalvia; Ostreida; Ostreidae
Product: RING finger protein 151-like
Exons: 2
Coding region: 458-1276 (272 amino acids)
Molecular function (GO): zinc ion binding
Source: RefSeq, a predicted model, not a curated record
UCUGUUCUGUUUUCUACAAAUUUGAAAUUAAACACAUCCAAGUAAGAUAGAAUUCACUCAUUACGUGUAUGGAAAUGUGAUCGGUAUCAGUUGUCUUUGAUGUGUUUCGAUAGCGGUAUACACACAAUGUUAAAGUAUUCAUAUUGACCUGGCACAUGUCCCAGUCUUUGUAUACAUACACAGCCAGCCAAGGCCAGUGUUUAUGACUAGGAACAUUUAAUAAAGUCACGGAGUGUAGCCCGCUUUGUUUAUAAAUCAAAUCUGGGUGCUUGGAGAAAUCAGUCUGUAAUAUCAUUACGAUCGAUCAACUUUCCCAGAGAGAAGUUGGUGAUUUUUACGGAAAGAAAUAUUUAAAGUGAUACAAUAAUAAGGACAUUGAGACUGGUUCCGGGACUAUCCCAAGCACGCGGACGGAUACAGAUGACAAGAGGCCAAAAACAAACCUUCUUAAUCUGGAAUGGGAUUCGACCUCGGGCGCUUCCUAGGGGAGGUUAACGACGGUCUUCUGUGUUGUAUUUGCCGCGAUGUCCUAGAAGACCCAGUCCAAGCACCUUGCGAGCAUGCAUACUGUCGAAGGUGCAUCGAAGGAUGGCUUGCAAACGAAACAAGGUGCCCGGAAGACAGGAAGAACCUGUCGCUUUCGAACCUUAAACCUUUGUUCCGUUAUAUGAAGAACGAUCUGGACAACCUACAAAUUCGUUGUAUUAAUGUGACUCGCGGCUGCAGUCACGUUAGUUCGCUUGAGUUCCUUGCGACCCACGAGUCGGAGUGCCCCCGUGGUUCGGUUGAGUGCCCAAAUGGUAACUGUCCUCUCUCUGUGUCAAGAGAAGACCUGGCCAAGCAUUUAGAGGACUGUGGGUUUCGCGCCAAGGAAUGUCCGAAAGGCUGCGGCAUACUGAUGGUCACACGGGACGACAAUGAACACAACUGUAUCUACGAGCUGAAAACCGCCAUGGAUAUCCUGCGCUCUGAGAUGUUCUGUAAGAUCGACGAACAGAAGCGUGAAAUGGAACUGAGGCUGAACACUCAAAGGUGUCACAUGGUACAGAAAGAGUCCUCCAUGCAGGCUCAGGUGGAUGAGUUAAAGACCGAGGUUUCUAGACUUUCUCAAAAAAUAAAGCUUCUAAUGGAACUGGAGGUCAAGCGCCGACAAGACACAGAGAGAUUGGAACUUGAAAAGCGUGAGUUGAUGGACUUACUUCGCCGGAACCAGAACGAGACUAGAAAUACUUCCGGUGACAAGCGACCUUCAACUAGGAAAGUAACCGCACUGUAAAUGGAUAUGUUUUCCGUACUGUCUUAUUUUAAUGUGUGGUGUCUUGAUAAACACAAGUCCGAAGGAUUUUAUAGUGAUACAUGUAGCAUGACACAUGUAUUUCGUGUUAUCAAAGUUGAAAUACAUGUACUAUAUGUCCAAUCAAUAUUAAUAACUGUAUCAACAUUGUUUACAUAGCUUAGAAAUAUAUUAAUCAUGUUUUAUACAUGUUGCGUGAAAUCAUACCUGAACAUGCCAUUUAAUAAACACCAAAACAUGAACCUAUAAAGUAAGAAAGAAAGUGGGCGCUUAAGAUAUAGAUUCGGCAGGAAUCUGGGCGCACAAGGAGAGUGGAAAUUUCAUCAAAUAAUUUUGCACAUUUUUCGAAUUAUAUUAACCGCUAUUUGGUUUUUGUUGGACGUGGAAUGGGUAUAGAAAACAUGUUUGUAAUGCAAACGGUUGGUGGCAUAGAUCUGCCACCACUUGUCAGAUAGUUAUGUCGACUUGGCAGAUGAUUAUGUCGACUUGUCAGAUAUUUAUGUCAACUUGUCAGAUCUUUAUGUUGACUUGUCAGAAAAUAACCAUAUUGACUAGAAACUCAAUAUUUUGUUGUUAAAGCGUGUUAGUGCCACUAACUGCCAUUAAC